CCGUUCCUCUUUUCCUGUUUUGUUUAUCGUCAGCAGACGACUCCAUCGCCUUUCAAUUUUGUGACUUAGAGGAAGAAGAUUGAUAUAUUCUUGAAGACAUCUCGUUAAAAAAAAGCAUUAAUAAAAUGAAAAAAAAGGUACUUUUAAUGGGUAAAAGUGGUUCUGGGAAAACCAGCAUGAGGUCCAUCAUAUUUGCCAAUUAUAUUGCCAGAGACACUAGAAGACUUGGUGCUACAAUUGAUGUGGAACACUCCCAUGUCCGUUUUCUGGGCAAUCUAGUCCUCAAUCUUUGGGAUUGUGGUGGGCAAGAGGCUUUCAUGGAAAACUAUUUUGCCAGUCAAAGAGACAACAUUUUCCGGAAUGUUGAGGUUCUCAUUUAUGUCUUUGAUGUAGAAUCAAGAGAACUAGAAAAAGAUAUGCAUUAUUACCAGAGCUGUCUAGAGGCCAUUUUGCAAAAUUCACCAGAAGCAAAAAUCUUCUGCCUCAUCCAUAAAAUGGAUUUAGUUCAGGAAGAUCAACGGGACUUGAUAUUUCGUGAGCGUGAGGAGAAUCUUCAACGCUUGUCGAAGCCUCUCGAUUGCACAUGCUUCCGAACAUCAAUUUGGGAUGAGACUCUCUACAAGGCUUGGUCGUCCAUAGUCUAUAUGCUCAUCCCGAAUGUGAAAGAACUCGAGUGCAGUUUGACAAAUUUUGCUGAUAUCAUUGACGCGGACGAAGUUCUGCUUUUCGAAAGAGCAACUUUUCUUGUGAUAUCACAUACGGAACGCCGACCACACCGAGAUCCGCAUCGCUUUGAGAAGGUCUCCAAUAUAAUCAAACAAUUCAAAUUGAGCUGCAGUAAACUGCAGGCUCAAUUUCAAUCCAUGGAGGUGAGAAAUUCCAAUUUCGCAGCUUUCAUCGAUGUCUUUACAUCUAAUACUUACGUCAUGGUCGUUACGUCCGACUCGACCAUUCCCUCUGCAGCAACGUUGAUGAACAUGAAGAACGCUCGAAAGCAUUUUGAAAAACUAGAAAAGCUGAGCGAAAGUCAAUCUUCGAUGGGAGUCCGUUAAUUGAGACCCGGAAGGAUGUAAAUGCAUCCAAUUCAUUCAACCCUUAAAAAAAAAGGAAGGAAGAAAGAUUAAACGCAAGAAAACCUUGCCACUCAUCAUGCAUCAACUGUUUU
Daphnia carinata is the source of this 1165-nucleotide messenger RNA. RefSeq names its product ras-related GTP-binding protein A (gene RagA-B). Gene Ontology annotation, biological process: cellular response to amino acid stimulus; cellular response to starvation; positive regulation of TOR signaling. Gene Ontology annotation, cellular component: lysosome; nucleus; Gtr1-Gtr2 GTPase complex. Bases 126 to 1052 code for a protein of 308 amino acids. NCBI's taxonomy places the organism in Eukaryota, Metazoa, Arthropoda, Branchiopoda, Diplostraca, Daphniidae. The record is from RefSeq and is a predicted model, not a curated record. Gene Ontology annotation, molecular function: GTP binding; GTPase activity. The transcript has 7 exons.